Pseudo-nitzschia multistriata is the source of this 2811-nucleotide messenger RNA. The record is from the annotation of a GenBank genome assembly. NCBI's taxonomy places the organism in Eukaryota, Bacillariophyta, Bacillariophyceae, Bacillariales, Bacillariaceae.
AUAUAAAAAAUCUUAUUGACAAUGCUCUUUAAAAUACUAUUACAAUGGCAACAAUGGUAAUGAAUGUAUAACUUCUUUCGUACUUGCGCAAAAUGUUGUUUUCCCAAAUUGUAUAUAAUAUAUUUCACGAAUUCCCGGCUGUUACAAAAACACUCUGCUCUUUCUCUUUCUAAAUUUUUCAUCUUUUUACUUUUGCUACUAGUUGACACGGAUUGCUUUACUUUGUUCCUCGCGUUGCUCCCUUCGUGAUCCAAGAGCGACGGUAUUUUAGGUAUUGCUUCGCUCAGUGUGUCAUCCCCGUGCUCACAAAACCAUUGGUUUGGUGUUCGGGAGCCGACUGCUCACUGUUGACCAGUGCCAUCGCUCGUUUGCACCAUUGACGGUGGCUGGGAACCGGCGGCAUUUUCCUGCCACGCCUUGGAGAGGGAUGCCAGAGCCGAGGAAGCAUCAACCAAUCCCUUUCGAGUGACUUGCUGCAACGAGGGAUUCUCGGCGGUGCUUGCUUCUUCGUCGGCUCCGUGGCUUCGGUUGGUGUUGAGGGCCAUAGCAUGGAGCGUUGACAGGAUGUUUGUGUAUUCCUCCUUCGACCAUUCUCCCCGAAAGGCCACUGCAUCCGAGGAAGAAGGAGACGACAGCGAACCGUCCUCCUCUGCGGUUUCUGUUUCGUCCGUCACCAGUUGUACCAUCUUGUUCACAAACGACUGUCCAGCCGAGUGAAGGACUGAAUACAAAUCCUUCAAGGGAUCCUGCGGGGGAUAAUAGGUAUCGUCCAUAUUCUGGUACCGGAAGUCGUAGUUGUCCUGUUGCUCUGCUUCUUCCUGAUCAAAGGAAUAGGGUUCUACGGCGCCUGUGUCGCUGGUUUCCCGAGUGGAGUAAAAGUAGUCAAAGUCAAAAUCUUCCCAGUCUUCCCACAAAUCGUUCCACCUGCGCCUGAAGUAGUCCUUGGCGUCGUCUCCGCAGUUGCCGAGAUCGAUGCUGGCCUUGGCCUUAAACCAACAAUUGUCGGCAAGCGUAAAAGAGGAAGGGUCUCCGUCUCCGUUUCCGGAGCAGUCAUUGCCUUCGUCCUCAAAAUUGAGUUCAAAACCCCAGGAGCCGUUUUUGGAGUACCGCGAUCGCUCUUGCUGACUACUGCCUUCGUCUUGCAGCUCCUUCAGUCGCUUAGCUUCGGCUUCGGCUUGGGCGGCUGCCUGCUCCAAGAUCUGCCGCUCGUGGAGCAAUCGCUCUUGCUCCUUGGCCAGGGAUUCGGCCUUUGCAUUGGCCAUCGCUGCAUCUUCCAGUAGGGCCUGCAUCUCUUCGCGCAAUCGAUUAGUCUCGGCCAGGACUUUCGCCAUCUGGAGUUCCUCCAAACGCAGGCGUUCCUCCCAGGUUCUCUGAAUUUCUCGCUGGCGGUUCACAAAGCAAUUGCCGGCCCAGUAUGCCGCGGAUGCGACAAAGAGAACCAAUACUAGCAAGACUCGUUGCUGGGACGAUAACAAGUACCUCCACCGGGAGACCUUUGCCAGAGGCGAGGAGGAAUCACUUUCGUCGUGCCCGUCGACCACGCUCACCCCGCCAUCUUGUUCGUCCGAUGCAUCCGAAACCAGGCGGAGGCGGCGAAAGGAUUCCUGGUGCAGGUUCUUCAAAAAGCGAUGGACCAAGGGAAGCGAGGACCCACCCAUCCACGCUAUGUGGUCCUCUCGGGGAUCACUUGCAGUAUCGACGACACCGACCACCUGAUCGUCGCAGCUACUGUGAUCUCCAAAGAGCAAAUCCUCUCCUUCUUCGUCGUGGUGGCUGAUGGUCCCAAUGUCGGACGGGAGGGAAUCGCUCCCCGGAAUCGUCAGGACAGAGGCGUCGUUCGGACCGUGGAUAUGGUUUUCGCUGCUGUUGGCCUUGUGGGAUGGAGGAUCGGAGGGCUCCUCGAAUCGGAUGUCUUCUCCGUUGUCGGUCCCGUCAACAAUCAAGACGCCGGUGUUUUCUACCUGUUCUUCGUAGGAGCAAUCCUUUGAGUAGGAGGAAGAAACCGAUUCCGUCGGAUUAGACCGGUUCUUACCAUACCCACCGCUUUCCUGUUCGCUGCAAGACGACGACACUUGCUCAAAAGAGCGGCCUGCCAUCAACAAGCUGUUGGAAACGGCAACAAAGUUGAAACCUUCGUGGUCCUCUGCAUCGCCGUCUUCUUGUUCGUUGUCCGACACCAUUCCCCAGGAAGGAGAAGGACAGCCCGUCGCGUUUUCGUUUUGCGCGGGGGGGACAACACUCGCUUCCUCGGAACCUUCCUUGGCCAGAAGAGGCGAUGGCAGCGAUGGUGAUUCCUGCCGGGGACUGUCGUUGCUCCCCCGGCCAAAGAACCAAGAAGCCGGUGGAGGAUCGUAGGUCACGGUGCUGGCGGCUAGAGAAGCCUUGUUUCUGGAGGACGGAUCAUCGUCGCGCUGGGUUUGUGCGGCGGAAGACGUUGGCGAAGUUGCCAUUGUUGCUUUUGCUUUGGUUUGAUUUAUUCGAUUAUGUUAUAGUUUUUGUGUGAACCGUGUAGAAUUGCACGAAACUUGUGCCGAGCCGAUGUAGGAUUCUUUGUGCUGGUGUAGUUGUUCGUUUCUUUGUAUCGUAUAGUGAUAGAUUCACUACGAUAGAUCGGUUACUGGAAUAUCGGAGAAUUUCAAAAUAGCAGGGGUAGAGUCUCUUUCUUUUCGCUGUAUUGUGCACGGCCGGUGUGAGCCGAACUGCGGAUUUUGUUCGGUUCAUUACCGAUGAAAUGCGCACGCACACACAAGGAGCGAUGAUGAUGAUUCAUUAGACAAAACAAAGACAAAACACUAAAAGAGACAGAUACAA